AGGGUACCGUGCCCUACAAAAUCAAUACUUGUUUAUUUUUCUUUUGGGGUCUGCGAGUUUAUUAUAAACUACUCUUUUUUUUUGGGGCAGGAAUGUCAGUGGUGUUGCUCUCUCUGCGUGUCUCUAUGGUUGUUUGUUGUAGUGCUGCUUGUUUCUUACAGCCGCGUUGAGAAUCUUUAUGAUUUUGGGAUCAUUUUGUUGUGAAUUUGUUGAUUUCUGAACAACCCCAUUUGCCUAAACACCCUGAAUCGCACUCUGUUCUUCAUCUUCUUCACUAACCCUUUCUCUUUUUUUGGGCGAUGGAAGUCUGCUGCAAUCUUGAAGUGGAUAUCAAUGGCGAAGAGAUUUUCAUGGUGGAUAAGAACACUGUAGCUUCAUAUUCUGGCAGAUUAAGCAAGUUAUUUGGUAGAUCAAAGGCUAAUUUACGAAAUUUGAAGUUGAUAUUCCAGGAUUUUCCUGGUGGGGCAGAGGGUUUUGAGUUGAUAUUGAAGUUUUGUUAUAACAAUGGGUAUGUCCAAAUGAGUCCUUCGAAUGUUCCUGUUUUGUAUUCUGCAGCACAGUUCAUGGAGAUGAACUGUUCAAUCUCAGGCACUCAAAAUUUACAGGAACAGACAGAGAGAUAUCUUGAUGAUAUCAACGAGUGGACUUGGUCUGAGCUUUUGAAUGCUUUGAAACGAUGCCAAGAUUUGUCUCUUAGCCGCCCUUCAAUUGUUCUUCACAAAUGCUUAGACUCUCUUGUUGGAAAGCUGCAUUUAGCUUUGGAAGAACAUUGUUGUCCAUCGACCUCCUCGUCCGAUGGCUCGGCGUUACGGUUUUCGUGCGAUACGAAAAGCACUGAAAGCUUGAAGACAGUGUUCUCUAAUGGAGUGUGGUGGUUUGAGGAAUUGUUACUCUUGAAUCCUGACUUUGUUAAAAUGAUUGUGCCAUCGAUGCUCAAACGAGAUUUUGACGAAGUAGUCAUUGCUAGGUUCCUGGUUUAUUACCAGAAAUCAAAGAUCUCGAACGCGUCGAGAGACGAAAAGCGAAAGAUUAUUGAGGUUGUCGUCGAAAUGCUUUAUACUCUCGACCACAAUUCUGUUUCCUGCAAGAGUCUUUUCAGUAUUCUUCGAGUUGCUUUGGGAUUGAACAUAAACAAAUGUAUUCGAAACAAGUUGGAGAAGAUGAUCGGAGCGCAGUUGGAUCGAGGAACGUUGGAUAAUUUACUACUUCCAUCUCGAUCUGGGUCGAGCUAUUUAUAUGAUGUGAAUCUCGUUCUAAGAUUUGUCAAAGCAUUUUUGCACGAACAAAAGAGUAGAACAUCUCAAAUGACAUUAACAAGAGUAGCUACAUUAAUGGAUUUGUACAUGGCUGAAGUAGCUCCUGAUCCUUGUUUAAAGCCUUCAAAGUUUCUAGCCCUUGCCAAAGCCUUGCCCGAGUAUGCUCGACGCUCUCACGACGAUAUGUACCGUGCCAUGGAUAUGUACUUCGAGGUUCAUACAGAAAUUUCAGAAGAAGAAAGGAUUAAGAUGUGUUGUGCACUGAACUAUGAGAAGCUUUCAGUAGAAAUAUGUAUAAAUCUUUCAAAAAACAGAAGAUUUCCAUCCAAAUCUUCCAUACAAGGGCUUGUUUCUGAGCAACUCAAGCAAACGGCUAAGAACUCUAAAUCGAUCACGAGUUUGCCUCGUAAACUCGACGAAUGCGAGAACAAGAGUAGUAAGAGGGAUGAAACGAGCAACCGGGUUAUGUUCGAUACCAAAAAGCUUGAUUUUUCAGAUGAAAAUGAGAGAUUGAAAGCACAUAUACAAGGAAUUCAAUGGAGAGUGAUGGAAUUAGAGCGUGUGUGUAAGAAAAUGCAUACUCAAAUGGGUAAAGUCAUGAAAUCUAAAGUGACUAGUCAUAGUCAGCUGAAAUCUUUGCCUUGGCUUUGUUCAUAGUGGCAUUCCUGAUUUGAAUAUUGUUGUUCUUAUUGUACAAAGUGAGGAAAUUAUUGUUCCUGAUUUGAAUAGAGCUGAUAUUGUCUGUU
Molecule: messenger RNA, 2002 nt
Organism: Cucurbita pepo subsp. pepo (vegetable marrow)
Lineage: Eukaryota; Viridiplantae; Streptophyta; Magnoliopsida; Cucurbitales; Cucurbitaceae
Product: BTB/POZ domain-containing protein At3g22104
Molecular function (GO): protein binding
Source: RefSeq, a predicted model, not a curated record